Asterias rubens (European starfish) is the source of this 5820-nucleotide messenger RNA. Its product is annotated as protein SFI1 homolog. NCBI's taxonomy places the organism in Eukaryota, Metazoa, Echinodermata, Asteroidea, Forcipulatida, Asteriidae. Gene Ontology annotation, molecular function: phosphatase binding. The coding region runs from base 165 to 4646 and encodes 1493 amino acids. The record is from RefSeq and is a predicted model, not a curated record. The transcript is spliced from 29 exons.
UCCAAAAUGGCUGGCGCGUAAACACAAUACUAAAAACAUCGAGAAAGCCAAAGGAAUGUCACUUAAAAAACACCUUUACAAUUAUCAACCGGUGUUUUUACAAUAGUGGUUUGGUCGUGUGUGUAGAAGAAGGACCUGUGUAUAUCUGAUAGAGCUAAACCAAGAUGCAGUCAUCGACUUCACCUUGGAAGAGCAGUCUGCAGAAAGCGGACGGUUUCUCCGCAAGGAAUGACACCGGCUUGCGGGCGAGAGCCAAGCAGGCUGUGUUGCAGGAACUUCAUGUUACGUUACAAAUCAAGGCAGACAAGAUGAAACUCGUUGCACAAAGAGACGUUACAAGUAGUAGAAGGGAAGUGCCAAGUGAAGGAGUGGUUGGGGGCGGCAUGCCCGAGAGGAACUACGAAAAAAUCAAAAUGUUGAAGCCUUUAGGCAUGUCAAAUGCAUCUCGAAUUCCAGUCCCGUCGUCUCAAGUCAAAGUAAAAGCAUCUCCCCAAAGACACCUUCAUCCGCCGACCAACCCCCAGAGAAGGACCCAGUCUGCGUCACCUCUGGUUACAUCCAAACGAAAAAAUGUACAUUGUGUAAGCAAACCAAGAGCAAGACCAGGCUACACAUGGAAUAUGGGAGGUCGUCUGAAGGAAUUAAGAAUUAGACAUCUUGCAAGAAAAUACCUGCAUCUAUGGAUUGCUACUGCAUUUGGCCGCAUUCGUCUAUCGGUUGUAAGACAACAUUACAGGAAGAGGUUACUUACUUCAGCUUUCAAGGAGUGGGCAGAUUUGUGGUGGACGGGUCGAAAGGAGUGGAAGCUAACUAUCAGAGCUGACUACCACAGACGAUAUUGUAUCUGCCAAAAAGUUUGGAGUGCAUGGAAGGAAUAUGUGAUCUUGGAAAAAAUCAAAGCAGCUAAGGAGUCUGUAGCUAUAGUACAUGCCAAUGGGAUACUUCAAUCUAAAGUAUUAGAAUCUUGGAGAAUCUACGUCUACGGUCGCAGAAUGAAAGCUUCUCUCAGACGGAAAGCAGACGAUCACAUGACAAGGAGGUACCUGGUGAAGUCUUGGAGACUAUGGAAAGCACAGAGACGAGAAACACAUGACAGACAGGAAGUAGAAGGCUAUGCUAUUCAGUAUUGGGCUCAUAAUCUCACUUUAAAGAUGUGGCAUAGAUGGAAGGAUGCAAUGCGUGAACAUAGUGAGGAGCAUUACAAGGAGCAGCUGAGUGUACAAGUAUAUGAGAAGACACUGAUGUCAAGAUGCUUCUAUCAGGGUCUUAUACCUUACGUCUUGCACUGUAGGGACCGGAGACAGGAUAAAGACCAAGCCUCACAGCAUUACAUAGACAGUCUGAUGCAUCAUAGCUGGUACCAUUGGCAUACUCGUUGGUUUACACACAAGCUGAUGACAGAACAACGAGAUAGAAUCAACGCUAUGGCUGAUCGUAGUAGACUAAGACGAAUCUACAUCAGGUGGAGAUUAUACAUUGAAAUGAAGUCUGAGAUGAAGCUGAAGAUGCAUCUUGCUGAGCAGCAUCAUAGACGUCAACUUAUGAUACUUGGUGUUGGUGCUCUACAGUUGGCUGUGGUUCAGCAGAGGCUACAGGGCAGGAGAAAGGUCAAAGCUGACAACUUCAGGAUCCACUCUUUGCAGUGCCAUGCCCUUCAGAGAUGGAUCCAAAGAUGUGAAGAGAAGGAAGAGCUCAGUCUCUUCUCUUUGUCUCGUCACGCUAGAAACAUCUUCAGAACCCGAGUUCUGAAGAAAGCUGUGCAAGACUGGAAGAACUACACUCUAUGGCGUCGAAGAAGACAGGCACAGUAUGCAAUUGCAGAGGCCCACUAUCAAUCCCGUCUUCUGCCGAGGUGUCUUCAUAGCUUGAAAGUCUACACCCAAAGACAACAAGGUCAAAGGUCAAAUAUCAUCAUGGCCGUCAGCUUCCAAAGGGAGUGUGUGCUUGGUUACUUUUUUGUGAGAUGGUGUCACGUCUUCCAGAUGCAUCAAGAUGAAACUAUGAUGCAGAGAAUGGCUGUCUUGCACUAUGAGAACACCAUGGGAACAAGGAUGCUUCAAACAUGGCGUCAACGGACAAGAAUCAAACAGCUGAUGGAGGAAAAAGAGGCGAUGGCUAUGGAGCAUUAUGAUGGACAACUGUGUAUGUUAGCAUUGUCACACUGGAAGGAGUUUACUACGGGGUGCCACACUAGGCGUAUUCAGAAUCAGCGAGCAUUGAGUCACAACUACAAUACACGCAUUCACAAGAUAUGGACAGCAUGGACAAAGUAUGUUUCCCAGUGUCGCAGGAAGGCAGAGAAGACAAAGAAGGCACUCAAUCACAGACAUAAACACUUGCUUGAGAAAGGUCUUAGAGCCUUCAAGAUGUAUCAUCAACAUAUGCAGAAGAUUGAGAGAGAAGUGGCGCUGAGAAAGCAUUGUAAAGACCAAGAAAGACUCAGAUUGGCCUUGACCGAGUGGCAGUGGAAUGCAUUAGACCAGGCAAGACUGAGACAUCUUGAAGAGGAAGCUGACUCUUACUUGAUGAGGUCUUUAAAGACUAAGGUCUUACUAUCAUGGCGUCAGUACAGUGUCAUUCAUUCAUAUUCAAGGAGGAAUAAAACUCAAGAGCUAUGUAGGAUACAAGACAAACUAAACGCAGGUAAAUUGAGACGCCUGCUCACCGUCUGGCAAUCAUCUUAUGCUAACUCAGUGACAGAGAGUGUGAAACUAGACCGUGCCAUCAAGCAUCAUCAGAGGACUCUACUGAAGAAAUCUAUCCUGAGCUGGUGUUCCUUUAAAAAACAGCAGAUUCAUCAACAGUUGAUGAAGAGACAAAGCAUGUGGCUUCAUAACACCAGAUUGUCAGCCAAGUUUUUCCUUCUAUGGAGGGCACAGUUCCAUAAAUCCAAGGAGGACCAGACUAAGACCAUCAUGGCACUGUGGCAAUGGAGUGUGGUCCUACAGAGAAGGGUACUAGACGCAUGGGUGUUGUACGCAGCAGAUAGACAGCGCAAGAAGCGACGCAUCGCUGCUGCGCUGGAGCAGCGAAGGCAGUACAUGCUGCAGGAAGGUGUGAGCCAAUGGACUAGAGUUGGGAGCUACUUGGCUGAACAGAGGUCAAGAGUUGCUGCUGAACACCAGGCGCAGAGUGCAUACAAGGUCUUCCAUGUUGUUAGACGUUGUGCAACUCACUGGCGUGACUUGACGCAAAGGCAUCGACUCCAAGGCAAAAAACCACCACGCUCACCACAAGGUCCUGAACCCUACCCGUCUCAAACGCUACUCUCAACACACAUGUCUGGAGCAGGGGACUCACACGCCCAAGACUCUAUGACAAAGAAGGCUAGCCUGAAGGACAGAGGUAUUAACAAGGUGCCGUUAUCUUCAAGCACAUUACCCAUCAUUGCCUUAAGGUCAAACCCACAGCUCAGGGAUGGAUUCCAGGCUAUUGACAGGGCCAGACUUGAAGGUGAACCCACAGCAAGAAUGCGUCCCCAACCAAGACGUCCUGAUUUCCUCAUGGAGUCCCUACAGAAAGAAGGACUCUGGUCUCCAGAUGCUCAUCAACAUGGCCCAAGUGGCGGUCCUUAUGAACCAGAGCAAGAGCUUUUCUUGAAGCAACAGCAAGAUAUUCCAGGAGUAACCAGGAGUAAUAAGAAAUAUAACAGAGACCUACCUACUCCCGCUGGUCUUCCAGUUGCACCCAAACCUCAAGUAGCACAUCUUCCUGUGUCAACACAACCAAACGGACAAGUCCAGAAAAUAACGCCUAAGGAAAGCUUGAUCCCUGACCCAGAUGCCUUGCCUAGACUCACAGUACCUCCUCCCCAGCCCUUUGUUCCUAAACACCUUGAUGGGUUUGAAAGCCCAGGACUUAGGGUAGCUGGUGAUGUGCAGCUGCAAGUCACAGCAGACUUUGGGGGACAGUCUUCACAGGCGAUGGAUACAAUACAUGGCUCUGCAAGUCACAAUGAUUCAUCUGUGGAAGGUCCUGGAGAAGGCUCAUCAACUGACUUGAAGCAUCCGUCAAGAGAAGAUCUGGGUUUGAUGCAGGGAGACGGAGAAACCAAAGGCCUUGAGAUGUCUCCCCCACCAACACCCCAGAAACAUGUUCUCCUCCCACCCUCUGCUUUCAUGAUACCCAAACCCAACUCAACAAUCAUUCAAACUUCUCAACUUCAUGGAGGAAGCUUAGCCAUUUCCCCACCAUACAAUGUCUCACAAACCAAACUGUUACCAGGCAAAGCUAGAGAACAAGACCACAGGUCCCCUCUGUUGCCUAAGAAACAGCAGUCACCUUCAACAAACAGGAAGAGGUGGGACCAAGACAGUGAAGUCAAAACUUGUAAGGAUGAAAAAGCAGACAUUUAUAAAGAGGUUCAGGAGAUUCAUGAGGAGUUAAAGGGCUACCAAACAUCCAAAGAGAAACUCAGGACACUGAAGGAUCAGAAGUCCCAGCUGGUAACCUGGUUGACAGAGUACCAACCAGUUCAGAAUCAGAACGUAGAGAUGAAAGAUCCAGUUGUCUUAGAAGUACAGAAAGAAUUAGAACAGAUUCAAGAUGAGAUACAUGAGCUGUCCAUUAAGUUGAAGGAGAGCAAGCCUGUGAUUGGUCAUCUAGUUUCUAGAGUUGCAACACUUAUGGUUGAGAUUGAAGUUUAGGCAUCGGGAUGUGGGUUCGAACCCCUGUCAUGAUAUUUGUGUCAUGAGCAGGACACUCAACCAUAAGCUUCUUGUGUGUAGAGUUGUGACACUUAUGAUUGAGAUUGAAGUUUAGGCAUCGGGAUGUGGGUUUGAAUCCCUGUCGUGACAUUUUGUCUUAUUGAGCAGGACACAAGCUUCUCUCCACCCGUUGGUAGAAUGGGUACCCAUGAGGGCAGAGAUGGUUAAUGUGAAUGCUUGGAGCACGGUAACUGGCAGCACCGGCUGUAUACUCUCUAGGGAGCUGAGAUGGAUUGGGGGUUAUUAGCUGGCUGUUGUUAAUGUACUGAGCCAAUAAAUACAGUUAACUAUAACAAGGACAAAAAGCAUCAGAAUUUACAACUUGCUCUGCUGAAAUAUUUUUUAGAAUUGAGCUAUAAAAUUAACUGCAUAACUUACUGUGCUGAAAUUGUACACAAAAAUGCUUUGCAAAGGGGCCAUUAUUCGCGAGUUCUCAUAACAUGUUAAUAAACACACCCACGUGACUUCUUUGAGGUAAAUACUCGUGCAAUUAACUUCUGAUUCUGUGUCAUUUCUAAACAAUAUUUCAUAGUCUGAUGCAAAAUAAGUUUGUUAACCGACUUAUAAAGUGCUAUAUGUUUUCAUCUGGUUUAAUAAAACAAAUCAAAAAUGAUGGAAUUCUUACCAACAAAAAUACGUGACUCUGUUCUGUUGAUGCUCUUUGCUGGCGUGGGUUGGCUUAAAACGUCAACAUUAGAUUAGAUUGGUUUCAUAGCCAAUGAAUGAAGCAAUCACAGGAAUUUGAAGAAAUUGUCUCACAUCAUAAAAAAAACAAAAACAAUUAUUGGUUCAAACAUAAUCGCAUCCGUCAUGCCUUGCCCAUUUUUUCGUGAUGGGAUUUUGUUGACAAGAUGGAAAUAAGCUGAGCUUGGCUUUCAUUAUUUCUUUUACCAGUCCCAAUAUAUCAUUUCCAUCAAAAGUUUUGAUACAAUGAGGAACUUUCUUAAAUUCAUUGACCAUUAAUUGAAUUCGUAAUUGAGCGUUUUACUCAUUUUUUUUUUAUAUAAUCGGUGUGAUGCAAAAUGUAUUCUAAAUCGGAUUUUCACUAUUUUCUUUCUCGUGAGCCAGAUGGCCGAUUGAUCUCAAACUUCUACAUGUUUGUCAAGUGAUGUAU